AAUUUUCAUUAAUAUUUCUUUUCUUUUUCAAGACAAGCGAAUCGAAGAACUCGUUCUUUUCGUGGAAGCUCGAAUAACAAUGACAUAGUAGCUAAAGCAAUGGUUUGCAGUGCUAUUUUUGCAGUACGCGUACUACGAAUCGAUCAAUAUACUAUUUCUUUACCACUUCUCUUUUCUUCGUUCCGCAAGGCUCGUUACUCGAUCGCGUUACGCGAUCAUGAGUCUCUUUCAUUUUUAAUUCCCUUUCAUUCAUCGAUCAAACACCCAUAUUAAAUUACUAAUAAAGCUUCCAUUAUUUAAACAUUUCCAUUCUCCUUUCGUGAAAGCUCUCGCAUUAAACGAAAGAAUAAAAAGACUCGAAAGAAUAAUAAACAAAACGAGACGGAUAAAAAGAAAUAAUCUGCAACGUCGUUAAGUAAAUAUUCUCUAAUUAAUAUGAAAAAAAAAACAAACAUAUUCUGGAUUAAAAGGGAGUAGAUAGAAAGCAGGUACAAAUGAAGCUCUCAGGGAUUAAAAUAAAACACAGAAGGCUCGUUCGAUUCAAGGUAACUGUCAAAUCAGAGUAAAAGAGCGAAAAAGAAACAAUCUUUCUGUUCGCGAAAGAAAAGCAACACGCCGUAAAACAGAACGAUAGGCGGAUAUUCAAAGUGUAAAUGGAAAAUUGGCUGGCUCGUGAUUCGAGAUGGUCCACGGCUAGUGCGUCACAGUGAAAAGUUGCUAUACCAAAUGCUGCACCCUGUGGUGGGGAUAUUUUGCGCAUCAUCCCCCUAAUAUCUGGAAAGCACCCUGACCCAAAUACACGUACGCGCGGAACAACCGGACGCUCUCCUCUGCCAGGAUCAUCCGACAUCAAAUGAAAACCACCGCGACAUUUUUCAUGUUCGAUGCCUUGUAAAAGCCCUUUCACAUCGAUGAUCACCUACACGAGUCAUGAAUUGCUUCAAAGACUACUUUCCACACUAACACCGAACGUUACGCGAAAUUCUCGUGUUAGCUCGAAGUUCUCAAGUUUUUGAAACUUUGGUUUCAAGCUGGAGGUACUGCAGGCUUCCGUUAAAAAAUUGGGUCCACGAUCGUAAUUGUUCCAGCAUGUUUAUCGCAUUGGAAAAGAGAAAGAGAAUAUAUCGUGUAAAGUGCAUUCUAAAUAACCCAAUGUCGAAGAGUCAGUAGAGAGGAAACAGAUUCGUUUUAUCCCUAUUUAUAUCCAGGGACCAUACACAUCAAGCUCGAAGUCGAUUAAACUCCUCAAAAUUCUAUAUUCGACCGGGUAAUGGAAUUACCACGUGGAAAUAGUGCAAUUUCCAUUCGAUACUCGGUCGAUCGAAACUCGAUUUCCAGUCGUUUCCAUUCGACGUCGAGAUGGUCAUCAAGUAUCCUAUUAAUUUGUGAUUUAUUGCACAUGAUUUCCCCGAUAAUACUCAUCGUACAAGUUCAAUAGUCUAUUAACUAUCAUCGCGUUCAGUUGUAUCACAAUAAAUAGUCAUUUUCGUCACGCGGAAAAUCUGAAAAUCUAUCAAGUACCGCGAAAUGGUACUUUUACAUCAAAGUGUAACCUUUAAUCAAUAUCAAAGUGUCAUUUUGUGAUACUUUUACGUCAUCGUUUAACUUCCUGUGCUUAGGAAUGCUGCAUAAGCAAAUAAUCUAUGAGUGAUCAGCAAUGCUUAAGUAGUUCAGUGGAUUUUAUCGAUAUAACAACUUUCACUCUGAUGCAAAAAGUAAUCUUCCUGAAUCAAGCUAGUGCACAUAAAUUCCAACGAAAUAUUUAUUAUCUCAAACGGUUUUGGUUCGACGCCUUGAUUUGUUUGUGAAAAAAAUAUUCAUUGAGUCAGGGGAAAAGGAGAUUGGUAACGGGUAGCGUCAUGCUUGAGAUCCUUUCUCGAUCUUAGCUUUCAAUUUCUGUCAGUUUGCUCUCAGUGCUAUCAUUGGCGAGGAUAGAGCUCUCUUACAGUUCUUGUGCUGUGUUUCAACGAUGAUUCCAGGAUUAUUUGUUCCUCUGCUGUGUCGAAUCAUCGUUAUUAGAAGAGGUAAUUAACGUCAGAGCAAAACCUGUCAAAACAGGUUUAUUUUCCAUCUUACGUGCAAUUUAUUUUCAAUUUAGAUAGACGCGUGACUCUUGUUAUUCUAGCGUUAAACUAAACUCGUAAUGGCUGUAUGUGGUCACUUAACAUUUCGCUCGUUAAUUAGAGAUAUUUGCUCAAAUUUCAAACGCCUACACUGAUAUUUUUUUAAGGCGAAAAUUUUGUAGUUAUAAAUAGGGCAUUCAGAGAGUGAAUUUGGUGCUAGUCCGGAAUAGUUGCAAUGAAAAAGCAGGAUUUUUCUUUCGUCUUUAUUUAAAAGAGACCUCUUUAAAGUGCACGCACUCGGAACGAAGGACUCGAGUUACAGUACUGUUUGAAUUUUUGGUCUGCUCCUGACAAGCUCGCUUUUCACCGAAAAUUCUAAAAGUUUCCUUUCACCAACCUAUGGCAUUUUUCAUUUGCUUUUGUGCCUUUUAAAAUUCAAUUCGUCGUCUUGGUUAAUUAAAACUGUACGAAAAUAAUGAAUACGAGGUUCUUCUGAACAUUACAAAUUAAUUAAUAAGUUCUGCUUUUUGUUCAUAACGUAAUUUAAAAGAUACAAAAAUAUCAAAGAAUUUAGAAUUCCAAAGCGAUUUUUUUGAAUUGAAGUUAUGUUUCUUUCGGUACUACGAAGAUCACGUGACUUUCACUACAAAGUGUAACGCAAGAAUCAUAGAUGCGCUGAAUCUAACUCGAGUCGAAUUACCAUAAAUUAGCUUAAUUAACCAUCGUGCGCAGACUUUCUUCAAAGCGAUCGUCAAGAACAUUGUGCUAUUUUCCACGCACAGUUCACCGUUCGUCGCGUUUCAAUAAAUACUUAUAAUUAACGUUUCAUUACACCGUGCUGUUGCAUCAAUGAAUACUCGUUUCAAUAUUGCAAUUUUAUCCUGAAAUAAAAAAGAAUUGUCGAAGCAGAACUGACCAUUGUUCAGUGGUCGAUAUCGUAAAAACUGGCUUCUUCGAAAUGGUUUCGUUUUCUACACCUCGGAUUAUGGCCCCACAAUAAUAAUUCUGCGUUUCAUUCUUUCCUUCUCUAACUUUCGAACACAAUACUUUCUCCGCCAUCGAAAGAAAUCUUUUUCCAAGUUAACACCUUCGUGUCAUGAUAAAAUCGUAGAUGUUGGAUACGGAGGAUACAUUCGAAAUUAAAUUGAAAACUAGUUUGAUUGUUAGGGGCUUUUUUUGGUGAUCUGAAUUAUGUUAUCAGGUGACAGUCCUCUGCACCUAACUCCGCUUCCCACUGGAACUUGCUUCUACUGUUGUCCCAUCGACUUAGAACGCGACAUCGAAUUUCUCUUAUUCACCAGACGGAACCCAAAUUACCCCACCAAACUGAAUAGUUUUGAUUCCUUCACGUUGAAGAACAGCAAUUUUGACGUAAGAUACCCGACCAUAAUUUUCAUCCACGGAUACAGCGAGAACGCGUUCGAAGGAAGCGCUGCAGCAAUUCGAAAAGGCGAGCUGUACGUGGAGGACCUGGGCGAGAGAAGGAUCGUUUCCAUCAGAAUGGGUUGGCUUUGGGUCGAGGGUACUCCGAUGAGGUUACCAUUGAGGGCGUUGAACUUACGCCAAGCACCACCCAGUUUGUGUCAACCUCACGCCCUGGCUCUUGGUUUCAUGCUGAGCAAUUCGCAGAAUCGCACCCUCGCCACUUUUUGGGCCGACACGGAGCCAAUCUACUGGUCCUGGGUGAGGGCGAUCGCAGCAGAGUUGGUCAGACAAACACCCUUCCGGGCGCAACGUUGCCUGAACUUCUUAGAGAUCCUAACCAUCUGUCCGCGAGGUCCAGUUCCAUUGCCCGACAGCCCUACAGAGUCCAGGAGACGUUCUCGAAGCGAAUUGCGUUGUUGGCCGAGCGAUUCACCGAUCGAUAAGGACACUAGAACGGCCACCAUUCUCGAGGAAUCCCGGCGAAGAGCGAGGAGCGAGUUGAGGGGAUGGUCCAGCAGUAACUCGAGCGACGAGGAUCUUCUCGGCGAUUUUCGUGGAAUACCGACGAUAAUAACGAAGGAUCAGCCGAUAAGGACUUGGGGAUGCAGCGAGAGCAGCGAAGGAAGCGACGAUAGCCUUCCUUGGGGUGGGGUGUGUCGUUCCAGCGUAGACUCCGUGGAUUCUACGGUAUCCAUUCCCGAGCCGGAGACCAGAGAGCAAAGGAUUCAAAGAUACAAGGAAGCUAGACGGAGAGAAAACGAGGCCAGGAGUAGAAGGGUCCUAGAGGAGGACGCCAGAAGACGGAAGGCGAGAGCCGAAGAGAAUAACAACGAUAUCCUGAAGACCUACGGUACCGGCAGAUCUAGGAGCAGAAUAUACGCUGGCAACGAUAACGACGAUUAUUGUCUAUCGCUGCUGAAGAAAGAGAACAACUCUUACGAUUCGUCGAGACUGAAGAACGAGAAGAACAUCAACAAUAGACUACCGCCAGUGAAGCCGAACGAGACCUCGUCGGUGAGGUUCGAGGACGAUCACAGAAACGAGGACGACGAAAAGAACAACAAUAGCCCCAAACAUACCAAUAACGCGAGUCCUGGGAUACUUCGAACGGAUAUCACCGAGAGGAGGAGCAGAGCCAGGGAGAGGAGAAGCGUCCGAGAAAAGGGGCUGUUGCAGGCGCAGCAGCUGACGAGCACCACCGUCGAAACUCUUCAGGAACGCAAGGAACGUCUGGCCCAGUUGUCGUCCAGGAUACCGGUGGCUCGUCAACUAUGUCUGAAUUCAGUCAAACCUGAAAACUGUAACUCUCCCAUUCUACCAAGGUCGUCGACUUCCCUGUCGGUCCUAACCGAACCACCCUGCGAAGAAGACGUAGCCAGACUGCUAGAACGAUGUCAGAGGGUGGAUCACUACGUGCCAGUUCGAGAGAAGCUAACGUUGUUCGAAUCUCUGUCGAGACUAGGCGGUCGACUAGCGAGGAGCACAGAAGAUCUGGGUCGAACCUCGUCGAAACCGAGUCCCAGAGGAAAGCAACGCGCCAGAUCUCUUCACGAUCUGAACAGAGGAGUGAGGGCUGUUCCUGUCAGGGAGAUGUGUCGAUUCUUCGAGGGAGACGUGGAGCAAGAGCAAAAGUCUCUUAGCAAAACGAGGUUCAGUGACCCUGUGACACCCACGAGGAACAAUUGGAAGGACACUUCGAGUACGAAGGGCAACGAGGCACCUUGCGUUAGGUCGUCUACUAGGAAGAAACACUACUUGAAGUAGUUUAGAGCAUUUAAAGGAUCAAAUCUUUCUUCGGUUGUAUCCUGGUGAUCUGUUGUCCCUUCAAGGGAAUUGCUAGCUUUCGAAAGCUGGUCUUUCAGAAAAAUAUCGAGUCGAGAUACACCAGGAUGUUUCGAAACUUUGGAAAUUCGCCGCGUUCUUUCAGAUUCGUCUCGUGCAGAGGUCAGGAGUUUCUUCCCGGAGGGAAUUCGUUAAGAUACCACUUUGCGGAAUUUGAGCGCGUAACUCCUGUUGCUCCUGUAAAGCCCCGGGAGCAAACUUCUGAGCUGCGCACGGUAUUUGAAGAGUAGCUAAACGGGAUCAAUGUUUAUCAACGGUUUAGCCUCGAACGCGCUCCGUUGACCGCGACGAAUCGUCACACUCGUGUCGGGAGAAAGUCGCUGCCCGGAGCAGCCUUUUUGCUCUUCAGGAUCCGAACUGUGCUCGAUUCUCGCCGCGACCGUAACGUUCCGUUCGACUAUCGAUACGAGCAGCCACGACGACGCGUUUACGAAAAACACGAAAAUUUUUCCUUUAUUACGCGGGCAAAGAACGAGAUCGAUUAAAAUAUAAGAGAGAGGAUAGGAGAGACUUUUUCGAUGAUUUUGUUCGUUUAAUUUUUUCAAACGACGAUUGAUCCGCUAGACGAUCAAUAUUUAUAAUUGUUAAUUUUGUACAUAAAAAAAUUGUAUUUGUUUGCAAUCGUUGGCAAGUACCUGAGUUUGCGAUUCAUUGAUCGCGAGGGAGUUGUAAAUAAUUUCGAAUAUCCGUCUCUACGCGCAAACUAAUGUCGACUUCCGUUCGCUUCCAAUCGGGACGAUCAUUUCCGUUCGUGUUUUUCCCCUGCUCUCUCGUUCCUCUUUUUUUCGAUGGGUUCAAUUGGGUCGUGCGAACGAUUCUUCAACCAUAAAUACACGCCGUGUCUCGCAACUUGGUUGUUCGUACGAUUUAAUUACAAUGAAACAAAGAACGACGGUGUUUAUGCAACGAACAAUAUUAAUUUCAUUUGUUUGGAAGCGGCGAGAGUAGCGACUUUAUCGAUUAUCGAUAUCCACGAAUCGUUGAAUUAGUGCCAAAAAAAUGUUACGUUUCCUCGAGGAACAGAAAGAAAAGCGAAUAAUUUUUGUACAUACUUAUUUCUUUUAGGAUUAAAUUGUUCAUACGAGAAAGAAGAAAAUAACUUCGUUGUUUCGUGUUUCGUGUCUUCAAUGUUUGAGAUCGCGGAAGAGAUGACCGAUAGAGAGUUGCUUUUUCUGCGAUCUACAAAAUGAUUAUUUAUUUAUAUAUGUAUAGAAACGUGUUAGCAAUAGUCGCGUUAGGUUGAUUCUAUGAGAAUCGACGAUACUGAUCGUGAACGAGAAUUUUGUUGUACGGUAAAUUAAUCCAGAACGAAGCGUCGCCUUCGCAAAUCAAAGAUUCGCCCGUUUAUUUUCGUAUUUUCUCGAUGGGGUUACUCGCGUAUUCCGUAGAAAGGUAUAUAAGAUUUGCGAUUUCGUGUGCUUUGUCUAUAAACCUGUAAACUUGACGAAAGUAUAAUGGGAAGAACGUUAGUACGAUGAUCGAUGACGGGAAUGAUUAUUUAAACUUAUGGCGAAUUGAUCGAGCCUUCUCGGCUAACGCUAGAACGAUCGGUAUCGAAUUUACGUUUACCUACUUCUGCACUGGAAAUAGAAUGAAUUAGUUCGAUCCGCGCGAACGAAAGAAUUUUAAUUAAAAUAUUGGUAAUUUCAAUUAAAAGAUUGAUUAUCGUAAGGGCUUCGAUCGUUCUAGCGUUAAAGAUUACACGUUCGUAGAAUUUCUAGCUGAUCAACUAGUUAAUUUGAAGGAACUGUUUAGUGAAUUGUCGAAACACGAGCGAAGGGGAUAUUUUAGAAAGGAAAGAUUAUAGGCGAAAAGUGUAACCGACCAGCAAGGUUCGAUCGAGACGUCGAUGCAAGCCGACGACCGCGUUACAGGGUGAAUGGUGGAACAACCCCUUGCGCUCGGAUAUCUUAUCCUUUAAGAUACAUUCUUUCUCUUGCCAAUAAAUGGAAGGCUAUUCUGUGCACGCACAAGAGAAGCACGUGGUGCUGGCACAGGUCGAUGAACAAGCCUGUCUGUAAAAAAUGAAGCGAUUCCGAGCGGUUGGACAGGCGAACGUGAGAAGUCAUCCAAGCGCAGAGGGUUGCCCUGUCGAGCGGGUGAAAAAAUGGAAAAACUCGAGUCCGGAGAAGAUGAAGAAGACGUUGUUGCUCCUCUUCUGCGGAAACCCUGUAAAACCGGUCGAUCGCCAAAGAGUCCUCUAGUCCCCCGGUCGGAGAAAUCCGAAAAGGUUAUAAUAUACACGUGUAUCCCUCUUGAUCGUGUGUUAACCCCUUGCGUGUACCGUCAGAUAAAAUUCACAGCUACGUAUGUAAAUACUAUUCGAUUAUGACGCGAUUAAAAAUUUAAUCGCGAUCUUUAAAACGAACCUCUCGUGAUUCUUUGGUCAUUGCCAUCGCGUAAGGGGUUAACGUAACAACAACCCCUUUGAACUUUGUAAUCAGACACACAAUCUAUCGGUGUUCUACGGUAACCAUACAUAUACACGUACACGUACAUAUACGAACACGUACACACAUAGUCCGACAGAUUUGUAUUUUACGUUUGUUGUAAUAAAAAGAAGGGACGAAUAA
Molecule: messenger RNA, 7903 nt
Organism: Megachile rotundata (alfalfa leafcutting bee)
Lineage: Eukaryota; Metazoa; Arthropoda; Insecta; Hymenoptera; Megachilidae
Source: RefSeq, a predicted model, not a curated record